UUGGUUAAUUUGAAAGAUUGCAAAAGUCUUCAAAGUCUGCCAAAGAGUUUCUAUAGGUUGAAGUCUCUUCAAACUCUCAUUCUUUCUGGUUGUUCUAAAUUUGACAAAUUGGCUGAGGAGUUGGGGAAGAUGGAAUCCUUGACAACUUUUCUUGCAGAUAACACUGCCAUAAGACAAGUGCCAUGUACCAUAGUACAACUAAAGAACCUCAAAUACUUGUCACUGUGUGGGUGUAAAGGAUCACCAUCUAAGUCACUGUCUUCACUAGUUUUGUCUUGGAUAUUCCCGCGGAAAAGUCCCAGGCCAGUCCAUCUGUUGCCUGCUUCACUACAAGGCUUGAACUCACUAAGAGAGUUAAAUCUUAGUAAUUGCAAUUUAUCAUAUGCUGCAAUUCCUAAAGAUAUUGGGAGUUUAUGUUCCCUUCGAUCUUUAGAUCUACAAAACAAUCAUUUUCAUGGCUUGCCAUCAAGCCUUGGUGGUCUCUCGAAGCUUGAAAUUAUCACUUUGGAUAAUUGCACAAAGCUUCAAUCAAUUCCAGAUUUACCACCAAGUUUGAAUGUGGUGCAUGCGUCAAACUGCAUGGCGUUGGAAAGAUUACCAAAUCUAUCAAAUUUCUUACAUAUGGAAGCUUUGUACCUCACUAAUUGCAAUAAAUUAGCAGAGAUUCCUGGCUUGGAUAAGUUGUUGAAUUCCAUUAGCGAGAUUCAAAUGGAAGGGUGCAGCAAUUUAACAAAUAACUUUAAACAAAGCAUCCUACAGGAAUGGACUUUGAGUGGAUUUGGUAGUGUGUAUGGCAUUUUUCUCCCCGGCAAUGAUAUACCUGAUUGGUUUACGUAUAAGGAUGAGGGAUGCUCUAUAUGUUUUGAAGUGCCUCGCAUCAUUGAUCGUAAUAUGGAAGGGUUCGCUGUAUGCAUUAUUUAUUCAUCAUGUGGCAAUGGAGAGACAUGGUACGCUGGUGAUCUUCCUAUCAUUUCUGUACUCAGUAAAACCAAGAGUACCACUUAUCAAAAUGAAAGGCCAUUUAACAUUACUCUAGAAAUUUCGCAUGAAGAUCACAUUUGGAUAUUCAAUUUUGAUGAAAAUGAUGUCAAUUUGGAGGCCGGUGACGAAGUAGAGGUUAUCGCAGAUUUUGGGCCAGAAAUCGAUGUUAAGAAGAUAGGGGUUUGCCUAGUAUAUGGCAGGGAUAUUGAUGGAAAAAUGAUUCAUUAUGCCUCUACAUCGAAUAAGGAUGCCAUUGUUGCAAUUGAAUCUAAAAGAGGCCUUGGUGAUGAUGAAGCAGAUUUGAGCCAUGGUUGUUUUGACAACGAUCGAGCGGCUAAGAGAUUGAGGUGUGAACAUAAUCCUGAUGAUAAAGCAGAAUCAAGUCAUGAAUGGUUGCUUUGGCGACGAUCGAGAGCCUAAAAGAUUGAGGUUUGAAGAAGGAUAGCUCAUAUCACAAUAAGCAAGUGCAUUUCAUGAUUCUUUCUCAUUUGGACUCUUUUAAUUUUUUUGCUAAUUAAUUAUUUGAAUUAUGAAUCUGGGUUUCUCCAGAUUUGAUCUGUAUUCAAAGAUUUCAGUAUCGAUUCUCAUCUUUCCUUUCAUCUUUUUUACAUUGAUUCUGAAGGUGUUUCAAAGAUUUCUUGAGGCUUCGGUGGAGUACUUUCAAUCUUU
Molecule: messenger RNA, 1650 nt
Organism: Corylus avellana
Lineage: Eukaryota; Viridiplantae; Streptophyta; Magnoliopsida; Fagales; Betulaceae
Source: RefSeq, a predicted model, not a curated record